Molecule: messenger RNA, 2868 nt
Organism: Gasterosteus aculeatus aculeatus (three-spined stickleback)
Lineage: Eukaryota; Metazoa; Chordata; Actinopteri; Perciformes; Gasterosteidae
Gene: cd34
Product: CD34 molecule
Biological process (GO): cell adhesion
Cellular component (GO): membrane
Source: RefSeq, a predicted model, not a curated record
GUGGAGCCGUAUAAAGAGCAACGGAACACAAGCCAGGCUUUAUUCCGCCUGAUUGUCCCGCUCACCGAGACCUCACAGGAAACCCGCGCCUCCGCCGGCCCUCGCACGUUCACUUAACAUCACUCACGCACACUUUUUACCCUCACACAGCCCGACCCGGCAGGGUGUCUGCGUCCGCGUGGAGAAUGAAUGGCCCCUGGAGAAGGAUGGCUGGAGCUCUGGUGCUCUGCGCUCUGAUGCUCAGAGCUGAGGUGAUGUGUGAGGAUCGAAAUGCAACUACUGCAACUACAAACACUACUGGGACAUAUGCCAUUACUUCAUCAGCUCCUGUCAUUGAAAAAUCUGCUACUUCGCCUUCUCCUUUGAAUGACAACAACACCUCAAUCACCACAAAUCCCACUGGAGCUCCCGAUGGAAAAGCCGGACAGGUGAUGUAUGAUGGAAAGGAAACUCCACAAAAACAUAUGACCACGGCUACUUUGACAACAAAUGAUUCUCAGAAGGAGAAAAAGUCCAGAACAUCAGAUUCCUCUGUCUUUGUGGGAAUCCUUGUCAGCGGUCUGCUUGCUGCCCUUGCAAUCGUUGUAGGCUACUUCAAAUGCCAACGCAGGACUGGCACCAAGGGACUGACGAUGGCAGAGUCCUGUCCAGUAGUAGUGGAGCAGGACAACCAGGGGAACACUCUCUUAUCUGUGGCCCCCCUAAACCCCCUCCCGGAAACCCUGGAGAAACCCAGCGUAAAUGGAGAGGCCCCUGAGGAGGACAAGACCCAGCCUCCUCCUCCCACCAACGGCCACUCCGCCACCAAGACAGCCGACACCGAGAUGUGAAAUGGUCUACAAGUAAUUGUAGCCCAGGAAUGCCCCUCCCUUCCCCCUCCCCCCAAAACACACACACGCACACCCACACACACACACACACAUGCCAUGGCAAACCCCCCCCCAAUUCGUAAUCAUCCCGUGCCCAACUACAGUGACUAGAACCAUUUCAUCCAUCAAUGGUGCCCUUUCCUCCCUCUCUUUUGGUCACAUGCCUCAAAUGAUCGAGAAAAACUAGCCUGACGAUGAUGGCGUUGAUGAAUGACGUUGAUGACGACGAAGGCUGGAAGUCCCUGUGGCAUUCAGGCCGGAGAAGAGAGACAGGAAAUGGGCAGUUCAGGGCGGGAAGAGAGUGCAUUUAAGCAUUAGUCAGCACUGGUUUCCAUGAUGCCUGUGGUCCCAGACGUGUGCUGUCAAGUCUAAAGCUGCGACCAACCCACGAGUAAAGCCAGCAUGAGCACAUCAGUGAAAUUGUUCCUUAGUUUAUUGUAAAGCCUCGGCAGCCGGAGAGGGAAUAAAUCACACCGCAAUGAAAUCCGGUUACAAACUCACAGAGAAAAUACAUUGGGCUCUUAUUUUGUUGGUCUGAUUGAGUCACUGAUUGUGAGACUGCAUGUGCUGCUUUUAAAUUGUGCAUGUGUCACCUGGGCUGUAUGUACAUCCAUACACGGACCUACGCUGCCCUUGCUCGCUGUGUCAGGGUUCCCACGCGUUGGCUGAGAUUAAACUACGAGGCUAACGAUCAGAACUCGCCCAGACGGGCAGCAUUGCAGUCUCAAAGCGUUAUAUUUAGGAUCUAAUUCUUUUGAAUGGUAGUUUAUGAACAAGAGUGUGUUGGAAAUUGAGUGGAAACGCUGUGAUCACAUCCAAAUAAUGUUAAAUCAGUUGGCAUGUUGGGUUCAGUUGAUCGAGCUGACGUGCUUGCGAGGUUUGUUUGCCUGCAAUGGAUGAAGUUUGUGAUUCCAUUCCAGCACGGAACAUUUGUUUCAAAUGUGUGCUGAGCGUGGCUGAGAGUUAGAUAACAACGAAUGGAAAGCUGAGGUCAAAAUAACUGAGAAAAUAUUAACUAAAUAUUAACUAAAUAGUGGCCAACAGUAUUUUUUUACUUUGCAUGAGUUUACCUUUUGAUUGCAAUACUGCAUUGCUCAUGUAUAUUUAUAUUACUACUAAAUUGGACUUAGGUAUGGUGUUAUGAACAGAUAAGAGUCAUUGAUAAGCUGCAGUUAAUGAGGAUAAUCUACCACAGAAAGCAACAUGGUGCCUCGUGACAUCCUUGUCUGCCAAACCAUAUCAUCAAUGAAAAUGUCCUAAAACGUUGGAGGUAAAUGAGCUCUAGACAAAGCGUGGGGACCUUGUGUUUGUAUGGAUGAGUGGUUGAUAAAAAGUGCUCAAACAUGUUGAGCCUCAAUGUGACAUUAGCCAUGAAAGCCAUGAAAAGUGUGCAAUUGUGAACUAGCCCAGCCAGAUUCACAUGGUGAGAAGUAUUUACGUUUUUAUCACAUUACGUUUUUGAGAGAGAGUUAGCCGCAAAGAAUUCUUCCAUCUUUCACUACAAACCGUGGUCACAUCCAUCAUCAAUCACAAGCCAACCGGCCUCAUUACGUCAUCAGCGUGACAUCAGACUCCUACUAAAGGCUUCAGAUUGCGGAGCCUCUUACUCUCAACUCCCAACUGCCAAUCUAUUUGAUAGUGUUAUUUUAUUUUCAAUAUACUUUUUACUAUCAGUAUUCUAUUGAACAGUGUCAUUUCUUUCCUUGUUUUAUUUUGUAAACACAUAUUUCUAUGUGCAGUUCAUAUAUUAUGUUGUGCUAAAGUAUGUAUGUAUGUAUGUUAUUUGGUGCCUUUAUAACAUCUGAUCCAGCUCAUAUAACGAAAUGAGCAAGGAAAGAUAUUCUGAUACAUAAAUGGAAAGUCUUUGCAUUGAUUUCUCCUUUCAAUCUAUUUUGUAUCUUUUCUUUGCUAACAUUCCAAUGUGACUGUUUCCUUUGACAGGCAACCUCAAAUCCGAUUCAACAAUGAAGGAAAUAAAAAGUGAAAGAUUAAUAACUAA